ACAGAGAGCACCAGCACCGCACCAACAGAGAGCACCAGCUCAGCCCUGACAGAGAGCACCAGCUCAGCACCAACAGAGAGCACUAGCUCAGCACCAACAGAGAGCACCAGCUCCGCAUCAACAGAGAGCACCAGCUCAGCGCCAACAGAGAGCACCAGCUGCCCAGCAGAGAGCACCAGCUCAGCACCAACAGAGAGCACCAGCUCAGCACCAACAGAGAGCACCAGCACAGCCCCAACAGACAGCACCAGCACAGCACCAUCAGACAGCACCAGUUCAGCACCAACAGAGAGCUCCAGCUCAGCCCCAACAGACAGCACCAGCUCAGCACCAACAGAAAGCACGAGCUCAGCACCAACGAGCACCAGCUCAGCACCAACAGAGAGUACCAGCUCAGCACCAACAGAGAGCACCAGCUCAGCCCCAGCAGAGAGCACCAGCUCAACCCCGACAGAGAGCACCAGCUCAGAGCCAACAGAGAGCACCAGCUCCGCAACAACAUUCAGCACCAGCUCCGCAUCAACAGAGAGCACCAGCUCAGCACCAACAGAGAGCACCAGCUCAGCACCAACAGACAGCAACAACUCAGCACCAACAGAGAGCACCAGCUCAGCCCCAACAGAGAGCACCAGUUCAGCACCAACAGAGAGCACCAGCUCAGCACCAACAGACAGCACCAGCUCAGCCCCGACAGAGAGCACCAGCUCAGCAUCAACAGAGAGCACCAGCUCAGCACCAACAGAGAGCACGAGCUCAGCACCAACAGAGAGCACCAGCACCGCACCAACAGAGAGCACCGGGAGCACCAGCUCAGCACCAACAGAGAGUACCAGCUCAGCACCAACAGAGAGCACCAGCUCAACCCCGACAGAGAGCACCAGCUCAGCACCAACAGAGAGCACCAGCUCCGCAACAACAUUCAGCACCAGCUCCGCAUCAACAGAGAGCACCAGCUCAGCACCAACAGAGAGCACCAGCUCAGCACCAACAGAGAGCACCAGCUCAGCACCAACAGAGAGCACCAGCUCAGCACCAACAGACAGCAACAACUCAGCACCAACAGAGAGCACCAGCUCAGCCCCAACAGAGAGCACCAGCUCAGCACCAAUAGAGAGCACCAGCUCAGCCACAACAGAGAGCACCAACUCAGCACCAACAGAGAGCACCAGCUCAGCCCCAACAGAGAGCACCAGCUCAGCACCAAUAGAGAGCACCAGCUCAGCCCCAACAGAGAGCACCAGCUCAGCACCAACAGAGAGCACCAGCUCAGCACCAACAGAGAGCACCAGCUCAGCCCCAACAGACAGCACCAGCACAGCACCAUCAGACAGCACCAGUUCAGCACCAGCAGAGAGCUCCAGCUCAGCCCCAACAGACAGCACCAGCUCAGCCCCAACAGACAGCACCAGCUCAGCCCCAACAGAGACCACCAGCUCAGCACCAACAGAAAGCACCAGCUCAGCACCAACAGAGAUCACCAGCUCAGACCCAACAGAGAGCACCAGCACCGCAUCAGCAGAGAGCACCAGCUCCGCAACAACAUUCAGCACCAGCUCAGCCCCAACAGAGAGCACCAGCUCAGCACCAAUAGAGAACACCAGCUCAGCACCAACAGAGAGCACCAGCUCCGCAUCAACAGAGAGCACCAGCUCAGCACCAAUAGAGAGCACCAGCUCAGUACCAACAGAGAGCACCAGCUCAAAAGCUCCACAUCUCCAGCGGUCACAAGUGCCGGCACAAUGGCCACAGCAGCAGGAAGCCACACAGCUGAUGCAUCCACCUCCCAGAUAG
Messenger RNA from Callorhinchus milii (elephant shark), 1791 nucleotides. Its product is annotated as mucin-5AC-like. Lineage: Eukaryota; Metazoa; Chordata; Chondrichthyes; Chimaeriformes; Callorhinchidae. The record is from RefSeq and is a predicted model, not a curated record.